Messenger RNA from Apodemus sylvaticus (European woodmouse), 1662 nucleotides. RefSeq names its product ankyrin repeat domain 9 (gene Ankrd9). Gene Ontology annotation, molecular function: protein binding. The coding region runs from base 586 to 1566 and encodes 326 amino acids. Lineage: Eukaryota; Metazoa; Chordata; Mammalia; Rodentia; Muridae. The transcript is spliced from 4 exons. The record is from RefSeq and is a predicted model, not a curated record.
UGGCCAGGCCCGCGGUCCUGCCCGGCCCCGGCCGCAGUGCACCGCCCGCCGCCCGCCCCUCGGCGGCACCGCCACCGGGAGACCGUGUCGCGGCGGCUCAGACUGCGGCGGGCGCGUGCGGCGGCGGCUGCCUCCGCUCCCGGCGUCGUGGGAUCUCUAUCUGCUCGCCCGUGCAAGGACGGCGCGCGCUCCGGCCCGCCGCAGGGACAGGGUCGCGCGGCUUGGAGCUCAUUCCUGACGGGCCGCAGAAUUGUUUGUGGAUGAAAGAGUCAGAGCCACUUCCCAACUCGGGCUGCGGGCGCACCACUUUCUCGUUGGUGAGGAGGCUUGGUUUGGUGUGUUCGAGCGAAUACCCGCAUCUACAGAAGAACCCAGGGCCGCCUGCGGGAACCACGUAGGUCUAAUUGGAAGGACCUGGCGCAGGUGUGAAAGGAGCUCUUUUUGAAGGUUCCAGGGCUGCAGAGGGUUGGGAGACGGAAGGCUCCAGCCGAUCCAGCCUUCUCUAGCACAAGCGAGAGAGGAAGUGCAGGUUGGUCUGGGUGGUGUGACCCAUGCUUUGAGGCCAGGAGACUCCCAGAGGCCAGCAUGCCGUGGGACACCAGACCUGGACGCAGCGCCAACGGAGGGCCCGAGGGUCCGGGCGCAGCUCGCUUGCGGGUGCAGAAGCAGUGUCGGAAGUCAUCCUUCGCCUUCUACCUGGCAGUGCGAGAUCUGCUGCCAGUGUGGCUACUCGAGGACAUGCGUGCCAGCGAAGCCUUCCACUGGGACGAGCGUGGGCGCGCCGCCGCCUAUUCGCCUUCGGAGGCCCUGCUCUACGCUCUCGUGCACGACCACCAAGCCUAUGCUCACUACCUGCUUGCUACCUUCCCACGACGGGCACUCGCCCCACCUAGCGCAGGCUUCCGCUGCUGCACCGCGCCUGGACCGCACGUGGCGCUGGCGGUGCGCUACAACCGCGUGGGCAUUCUGCGCCGCAUCCUGCGAACCGUGCAGGACUUCCCAGUCGAAGAACGCGUGCGCCUCCUGGACCGGCGUGGCUGCAGCCGCGUAGAGGGCGGUGGCACGUCGCUGCACGUGGCCUGUGAGCUCGCACGCCCCGAGUGCCUUUUUCUGCUGCUUGGCCACGGAGCUUCUCCAGGCCUUCGAGAUGGCAGUGGCUUUACUCCACUGGAGCUGCUGCUGCGCCAGCUGAACCAGGACACCAGCUCAGCCCCUACUGCUGCUGGGGCUGCCUCUGCCACCGUCAACGCUGCCACCGCAAACACCACUUCAUCUGGGGAGGUGUGUCAGCGUCGCCUGCUGCUGCUUGACCUGCUAGCACUGUACACCCCGGGGGGCGUCGUAGGCCCAGCUCGAUGUGAACUGCUAGGAGACCAGCUACGCUGGCAGCGGUUGCUGGGUGAGGACAAGUUCCAGUGGCUAGCGGGGCUGGCGCCACCCUCCCUCUUUGUCCGUGCCAUGCAGGUGCUGGUCACCACUAUCUCACCUGGCCGCUUCCCGGAGGCCUUGGAUGAGCUGCCUCUGCCACCCUUUUUGCAGCCCUUGGACCUCACGGGCAAGGGCUAGACUCAGGGGACCCUGACAGAGUAUUUGGGGACAGAAGUAUUUUUGAGAGCAUUGUACUUGGCACUUUACAUAUAUGGAUCUGACUGUACAGAGGAA